AUGCCUACUCAACUACUUAUGAUGGACGGAGUAGGUUUACCCGAAGCUGCUUUUUAUAUUUGUCUCGCUUCCUUAGUUGACUUUCCAACUAGGGUUUUCAACUUAACAUUGAAUGAGAAAGUGAAGGGGUUCGCGGGGCACAGAUGGGUGGUGUUUGUGUGCGCGAUGUGGGACAUGGCAUUCGCAGGCACCUCUUACAUGUUCGGGAGCAUAUCGCCGGUGAUAAAGAGCAGCAUGGGUUUCAACCAGAAGCAGGUGGCGUUGUUGAGCAUGGCCAAGGAUUUGGGUGACAACGUUGGUCUUCUUGCUGGCAAAAUCAGCCUGUUUUCCCCCAUUUGGGCUCUCUUUCUCGUUGGGAUCUUCCAAAAAUGUUCUCGGUUAUGGCCUUGUUUAGCUUCUCGUCACGCACCGCAUUCGGUCUCUACCUUUCUGGCAGUUUGA
This is a messenger RNA of Sphenostylis stenocarpa, 441 nucleotides long. Lineage: Eukaryota; Viridiplantae; Streptophyta; Magnoliopsida; Fabales; Fabaceae. The record is from the annotation of a GenBank genome assembly.